CUGCCUCUACGGCUGAGGAAGCAGCCAAGAAAAAGAGGCGGAAGAAAAAGAAGAGUAAAGGAGCUGGAGCAGCAGGGCAACAGGAACCUGAUAAAGAAUCAGGAGUCUCAGUGGACGAGGUAGCAAGACAGUUGGAAAAGCAAGCAUUGGAAGAUAAAGAAAGAGAUGAUGAUGAUGAAGAUGGAGAUGGUGAUGGAGAUGGAGCAACUGGAAAGAAGAAGAAAAAGAAAAAGAAGAAGAGAGGACCAAAAGUUCAAACAGACCCUCCCUCUGUUCCGAUAUGUGACCUGUAUCCUAAUGGUGUAUUUCCCAAAGGACAAGAAUGCGAAUACCCACCCACACAAGAUGGGCGCACAGCUGCUUGGAGAACUACAAGUGAAGAAAAGAAAGCAUUAGAUCAGGCUAGUGAAGAGAUUUGGAAUGAUUUUCGAGAAGCAGCAGAAGCACAUCGACAAGUUAGAAAAUACGUUAUGAGCUGGAUCAAGCCUGGGAUGACAAUGAUAGAAAUCUGUGAAAAGUUGGAAGACUGUUCACGUAAGCUAAUAAAAGAGAAUGGGCUAGAUGCAGGCCUGGCAUUUCCUACUGGGUGUUUUCUCAAUAACUGUGCUGCCCAUUAUACACCCAAUGCUGGUGACACAACAGUAUUACAGUAUGAUGACAUCUGUAAGAUAGACUUCGGAACACAUAUAAAUGGUAGGAUUAUUGACUGUGCUUUUACUGUCACUUUUAAUCCCAAAUAUGAUACAUUACUAAAAGCUGUAAAAGAUGCCACUAAUACUGGAAUAAAGUGUGCUGGAAUUGAUGUUCGUUUAUGUGAUGUUGGUGAGGCCAUUCAAGAAGUUAUGGAAUCCUAUGAAGUUGAAAUAGAUGGGAAGACAUAUCAAGUGAAACCAAUCCGCAAUCUUAAUGGACACUCAAUCGGGCAGUACCGAAUACAUGCUGGGAAAACGGUGCCCAUUGUGAAGGGAGGCGAGGCAACCAGAAUGGAGGAAGGAGAAGUAUAUGCCAUUGAAACCUUUGGUAGUACAGGAAAAGAUAUUGUUCACGAUGAUAUGGAAUGUUCACAUUACAUGAAAAAUUUCGAUGUUGGACAUGUGCCAAUAAGGCUUCCACGAACAAAACACUUGUUAAAUGUCAUCAAUGAAAACUUUGGCACCCUUGCCUUCUGCCGAAGAUGGCUGGAUCGCUUGGGAGAAAGCAAAUACUUGAUGGCUCUGAAGAAUCUGUGUGACUUGGGCAUUGUAGAUCCAUACCCACCAUUGUGUGACAUUAAAGGAUCAUAUACAGCACAGUUUGAGCACACCAUACUGUUGCGUCCAACAUGUAAAGAAGUUGUCAGCAGAGGAGAUGACUAUUAAACUUAGUCCAAAGCCAUUUCAGCAUCUUUAUUUUCUAAGCUUUGUUGGAAUACAUUAUACCAGAAUUAAUUUGCAACAUUUUGUCUGUUUUAACAGUGGACCUAUGUAAUUUUUAUAUCCAUGUUUUAAAAAGAAUUCGAUCAAAGGCAAACCAUCUAAUGUCAUUAACCCAGGAAAAAGCUUUCAGGACUUUCAGAUGUUAACUGUACCCCAACCCCAGCCCCCAGGAAAUGCUAUAAAGCUCAGAUUAGUUAGGAAUGACUUACACAUUUGUUUCAAACACCGAAGAGAUGCUUUUCAGAUAUUUAUAUUGCCAUAUUCUUACUUGAAUGCUUUGAAUGACUACAUCCAAUUCUGCACCUAUGCCCUCUGGUAUUGCUUUUUAACCUUCCUGGAAUCCAUUUUCUAAAAAAUAAAGACAUUUUCAGAUCUGAGAGCUACAUUUCAAUGUCUGUGGUUAUAAUUCAGGAUAGAAAGUAGCUGAUUUUGAUAUAGAAAAAUGUAGAGCCUUUUAGCUGGAUUGUAGACCUCUGUACUGAGAUGUUCUUUGGCAUAAUGACUAAGACAAGAUCUAUACAUGCAUAAAGUGGGACAGUCCUCUUUUCAUAAAUUAACAUGCAGCUUUAGGAAUAUUUUGCCUUGCUUUUCAGGAACAUAUUACUCCCUUUCAUUUUUUUCCUCAGUAUUGAAAAGUUGUACUACUUACUCAAAUGUGACUUAGGAACCUUGUGCCAACUUGAAGCCUUAUUUUAGUUUAAAAAAAAAAAACACCUCAUUUAGAUCCUUUGUUCACUGAUAGGAUUUAUCAAAUAUAUUCAGCUUACUAAAAAACUAAAGGGGACAGUAGGGCAAUAUAGUGGUUAUGGCACUGGGCUCCCUUUGGCCUACCACAAUUCAAGUCCCGGACCUGGUGACUUUAAAAUCAUGUCGGGUAUAUGUGUGUGCGUAUCCAGAAUCCCAGGUGGGGAAGGAAUUGUGGUGUGGCUAUCCUCCCCGGGGGUGAUUUCUCACUUUCCCACUCACUGUUUUCUCUGGUAAACAUGCACCGUAUGAUAAAAACCUUAAAAAAAAAAAAAUACCAAAACCCUAUGGGGCCAAUAAAUGGCUAAAUGGCUAUGUCACUGGUCUCCUAUGUAGUUGACCACGAUUCAAGUCCCAGACCCAGUGAUUAAACUCAUGCUGGGUGUGUGUGCGUGCAUGCCCAAGAUCCUGAGAGGAGAAUGGAGAAGGGGUUGCAGUGUGGCCAUCCCCGCUGGCGGGUGGAUUCUUGCUGUCUCUAUUGUCUCUCUGGUGAGCACAUGUGCCCUAUAUCAAAAACCCCUCAAAAAAAAAAAAAAAAAAAAAACCCAGAAAACCCUAGAAACCAAAAAGGGUAUUAAAACCACAAAUCCAACAACAGGCAAACUUCCCAUGUUUGGAUCUUGUUCUAGUUAGAUUAAAUUGCAAUUAUUUGGAUUUUUCACUAGCAAACCUUAUGCUGUAACAUCUGGCCCCUGGCUGGCUUGGACUCAGCCAUGAGAUUGGUAUUUCAGCAGGGGAGCCUAGCUUAUAGUUACUCCUUAGAUCAUCUAAGUGUUUUGAGUGUGACGAUUCAUACUGUGUUUCAACUGAGCCCCACUACUGAUUCUUUUAACAAACUGCAUAAAUUCCUAUCUGUAAAUGUUUUAUUGGGAAUGUUCCAACAUAAUUUCAAAAUUGUUAUGUACCAAGGGAAAGCCUUAAUUUGUAUAUGCUUUAGGGCAAGGUUUUAUUGCCUCUGGGAUGCUGUUUAGUUUGUAUUUUGUUUAAUGUUUUACUCUCUGGAAGAGAAACCUGACUUUUGUGCCUAGAUCAUUUGUUAAAAAGCUGCUCUUUGAGCAUCUGAGCUAUAAAUUAAUGUCACCUUGUGGGGAAAACCAUCUAGUUUCUAGAUACAAGCUUUUAUUAUGGUGCUAAUGUUACGUAACUGUGUUAGAAUAACCUCCAUUUCCUGUGAUGUGCUAGUGGUAGAGCUUGCCAGUUCACACCUGAACAGAGAGGAGUUGGGUCUUCCAGAUGGCUCCUUCAGGGUUUUAAGUCUUUACUUCUGUAUGUGCUUUGGUGGGAAGUAUGAAACAUCUUGGUAUCUGAACCCAGGAAUUUGAGCAUCGACCCCCGAUGGAGUGAAGAAUUUUGGAGCUUUGUGAGACCUCUUCCACAGCAGUGAUCUCAAACACUUUCUGAGCUCCAGGCUCCCUUCUAGGUAACUGUUGAGAACAGUGGCAUCACGUACGCCCCUGGAAGGGCUAGAGGGGGUAAGAUCAUGUGAAGAGGGAAGCAGUCUCUUACAGUUGUACCGUCUGCCUAUUAGUCAUGUAUCUCGAAGUCACUAUGUUAUGUUUACAAUGAUGUACCUUAUUGGUAAUGAAUCAUUAUUAGUUUGAUGUUUAACAAUAGUGCCUUUAGUAAAUUAUUUUACAACC
Messenger RNA from Tupaia belangeri chinensis (Chinese tree shrew), 3799 nucleotides. RefSeq names its product methionyl aminopeptidase 2 (gene METAP2). Gene Ontology annotation, cellular component: cytoplasm. The record is from RefSeq and is a predicted model, not a curated record. Gene Ontology annotation, molecular function: metalloaminopeptidase activity. Gene Ontology annotation, biological process: proteolysis. NCBI's taxonomy places the organism in Eukaryota, Metazoa, Chordata, Mammalia, Scandentia, Tupaiidae.